This is a messenger RNA of Pimephales promelas (fathead minnow), 1213 nucleotides long. It is a transcript of the gene apip, whose product is annotated as APAF1 interacting protein. The record is from RefSeq and is a predicted model, not a curated record. Gene Ontology annotation, molecular function: methylthioribulose 1-phosphate dehydratase activity; metal ion binding. Gene Ontology annotation, cellular component: cytoplasm. NCBI's taxonomy places the organism in Eukaryota, Metazoa, Chordata, Actinopteri, Cypriniformes, Leuciscidae.
UAAUCUGCACUUCCGCCUUCCGCUGUUGCACAAGAGUCUGUUUUGGGCUUGCGCCUUAAAGUAAUAGAAAUGUCGUAAAUAUCUUGAACUUCGUUCAGAAUUAUUUUAGGCUACAGUUUUCUUUCAGGGUUUUAAGGAUGUCGUCGGAAGUGAACACUGCAAACGCGGAGAGCAACGGGAAGAAGAUAGGGGAUCAGGAACAUCCUCGUGUGCUCAUCCCAGAGCUGUGCAGACUCUUCUAUGAGUUGGGCUGGGUGACAGGAACCGGGGGAGGAAUAAGCCUGCGGCAUGGUGAGCACAUUUAUAUAGCUCCAUCAGGUGUUCAGAAGGAGAGAAUACAACCUGAGGACUUGUUUGUGUGUGACAUUGAUGAGAAGGACAUCAGUUGUCCACCUCCACAGAAGAAGCUAAAGAAAAGUCAAUGCACACCCCUCUUCAUGAACGCCUACACUAUGAGAGGAGCUCAGGCAGUCAUCCAUACACACUCAAAGUCUGCUGUCAUGGCAACUCUCAUGUUUCCUGGCAAGGAGUUCUGCAUCACACAUCAAGAGAUGAUCAAGGGGAUUCGAAAAGGAAACUCCAAUACAAACUACAGGUAUGAUGAAUCUCUAGUUGUUCCAAUUAUUGAGAACACCCCAGAGGAGAAAGACCUAAAAGAGCGCAUGGCCCGAGCCAUGGACAUGUACCCCGACUCCUGUGCUAUUCUCGUCCGCAGACAUGGGGUCUACGUCUGGGGAGAGACCUGGGAGAAAGCAAAGACAAUGUGUGAAUGUUAUGACUACUUAUUUGACAUAGCUGUUCAGAUGAAACGGUGUGGCCUGGACCCUUCUGCUCUUCCCACUGAAGAUAAAGGAAUUGUUUGACACAUUUGACUCUGUACAAUUAACCAGUUACCAUCAUUCGUUUUAAAUGACAAAUCCUCAUUGCACAUCUCACUGUUUUUUGAAAAUGUACAGUUCAGCAUUUGCCAUGCAAUAUUUAUUUUACAAGCAAAGUUAAAUGUCAAUUACCUGCAAACAGAAUGGAAUGUAAGAAUGCAGAUUAAAAGGGCAUUCUGAAGCUAAUGAGUGUCAUUCUUUUUGUCUGGAUAUUUUUGAUCCUUAGCAACAAUGGCCUCAAUGUCAUAAUUUGCAUUAAUUUUGACAGCUAUAUGUAUAUAAUAAAAUACAUUGAUAUGCUAGUUAUAAAUACACAGUAAAAACAUUUACCGGUA